Messenger RNA from Pomacea canaliculata, 1585 nucleotides. RefSeq names its product protocadherin Fat 1-like. The record is from RefSeq and is a predicted model, not a curated record. The transcript is spliced from 11 exons. Gene Ontology annotation, cellular component: cell-cell junction; membrane. Lineage: Eukaryota; Metazoa; Mollusca; Gastropoda; Architaenioglossa; Ampullariidae. Bases 1 to 1194 code for a protein of 397 amino acids. Gene Ontology annotation, molecular function: calcium ion binding. Gene Ontology annotation, biological process: homophilic cell-cell adhesion.
AUGAUAAAAAGACCAAGGCUACGAUUGGAAGUAAAGGUGUUUUACACCAAGCCAGCUGCUAAGACUACAUCAUACUUUGUAGUGGAAGCCGUCGACAACUCCCUGGAGCCACGGACGGCGACAGCGACUGUGGACGUGUCGGUGGUAAAUGUGGUGGAGGCGCCGGCCUGGCCCGCCUCAUUACCAAUCAUCUACAUCACACUUCACAGCCAAUGUGCGGGCACGCAGCCCUCAGACAGACUCCAGGACGUCAUGGUCGUCUCCAGCAACUCUCAGAGUGACGUCACGUAUUCGUUGACCAAUCACCCGAACCUCUUCUCCAUUGACAACGUCACAGGGCUGCUGAGAGCUCACGCGGCUCUUCUGACCCUCUCGGCAUAUCAAGUGGGGCUACGGGUCUGCGCAGUGGGCAACAAGACCGCGUGCUCUGACGCAGCGCUGACCGUGCGCGUGGAGACAAAUGACGCCAUCACUUUCUGCCCGCCUUUCUUGGUCGUUCGCGUCAGCGAGAGUGCGUCCGUUGGUUACGUCAUAACGGACCUCAACACGACUAAAGGGGAUGAUCACGUGACCUAUUCCUUCAGUUCUUCGACAUUUGAAUUUGGUCUCGGACAGAGUUCGGGUGUGGUCAGCCUCGUUCAACGUCUAGACAGGGAGAGGACUGACCAGUACAUUCUACAGGUGGUCGCCGUCUAUGUCCCCACCAACACGUCGGUAACAGCACAGGUUACCAUCAUCGUCGAUGACGCGCCAGAUUCACCUCCCAUCUUCAAUCAAAAGGUGUACGAAGGGGAGAUAAACGAGAACACCGCUUUUGGCAACGGUGUGCGGGUAUUGGGGAGCAGGGGUGGCCUGAAGAUUUCUGCUAGCGACCCGGACUUGAACUCUUCGCUAACCUACUACAUCACGAAAGACAACUCUGGAGGUGCUUUCCUCGUUAGUCACCUGACAGGGGAGAUAACAGUCAACCACAGCGUCGAUUUAGAAGCCAUGGAACCCAGUUUGAAUGGCAGCUUCACAUUACAGGUCCUUGUGUCUGAUGGUUAUUUCAACGACACAGCGAUGGUGAGGAUUCACAUCGUCAAUGUAAACGACAAUCCUCCUCGCUUUUCUCCCGACACCAGGAACUUCACAAUCAGUGAGAACUCUGCAGUGCCAAUAAGUAGUCACCUCCCUCAAUGCCACGGACAAUGACCCUGGGGAUAGUGACCUUUUGACCUACUCACUUCUGCCUGACGAUGAUUCGCUACCUUUCACCAUCGACACAAACAGAAAACGACUUCUGCUUAUGUCUGAGCUGGACCGGGAAAAAGUUGCCUUCUAUACCUUUAGUGUCAUUGCAAAGGACCCCGGGGGUUAAAUGGUUCCUUGGUAAUCAAUGCUGUAGUUGGAGACGACAACGACCAGCCGCCCAUAUUUGAGAAAAGCACUUACAGGCUCAGUGUUGUUGAAGGUGCAGCAGGUAUCGGCCAGAGUCUAGUGAUCAGCGCUCACGACAAUGACAUUGGAGACAAUGCCCGCCUCACUUACAGCCUCCAGACAGGGAAUGAAAACAACUCAUUUAGCAUUUCGACAAUAAACUCCU